Molecule: messenger RNA, 1665 nt
Organism: Mandrillus leucophaeus (drill)
Lineage: Eukaryota; Metazoa; Chordata; Mammalia; Primates; Cercopithecidae
Gene: PIK3R2
Product: phosphoinositide-3-kinase, regulatory subunit 2 (beta)
Exons: 12
Coding region: 1-1659 (552 amino acids)
Biological process (GO): phosphatidylinositol phosphate biosynthetic process; signal transduction
Cellular component (GO): phosphatidylinositol 3-kinase complex
Molecular function (GO): 1-phosphatidylinositol-3-kinase regulator activity; protein binding
Source: RefSeq, a predicted model, not a curated record
AUGGCGGGCCCUGAGGGUUUCCAGUACCGCGCUCUGUACCCGUUCCGCCGGGAGCGGCCAGAGGACCUGGAGCUGCUGCCUGGCGAUGUGCUGGUAGUGAGCCGGGCGGCCUUGCAGGCACUGGGUGUGGCCGAGGGUGGCGAGCGCUGCCCACAGAACGUGGGCUGGAUGCCCGGCCUCAACGAGCGCACACGGCAGCGAGGUGACUUCCCUGGCACCUACGUCGAGUUCCUGGGGCCCGUGGCCCUGGCCCGGCCUGGCCCUCGCCCACGGGGCCCCCGCCCACUGCCCGCCAGGCCCCGUGAUGGGGCCCCUGAGCCAGGUGAGCAGCAAUCAGGGGCACUGGAGAAGAGGGGCCUCACACUCCCCGACCUGCCUGAGCAGUUCUCCCCACCCGAUGUGGCGCCCCCUCUUCUGGUGAAGCUUGUGGAGGCCAUUGAAAGGACAGGGCUGGACAGCGAAUCUCACUACCGGCCGGAGCUGCCCACACCGCGUACAGACUGGACCCUGAGCGACGUGGACCAGUGGGACACGACCGCCUUGGCUGACGGCAUUAAGAGCUUCCUUCUGGCACUGCCCGCACCGCUCGUGACCCCCGAGGCCUCGGCUGAGGCGCGCAGAGCCCUGCGGGGUGAGCCUGGCGAUGAGCCCAGGGGAAGGAGGGACCUGAGUGAGCCCAGUCCUGACUUCCCGGCACUGCUGGUGGAGAAGCUGCUUCAGGAACACUUGGAAGAGCAGGAGGUUGCGCCCCCAGCGCUGCCGCCUAAACCCCCCAAGGCAAAGCUGGCCCCUGCAGGCCUGGCGAAUGGAGGGAGUCCACCCUCCCUGCAGGAUGCCGAGUGGUACUGGGGGGACAUUUCAAGGGAGGAGGUGAACGAGAAACUCCGGGACACUCCCGAUGGCACCUUCCUAGUCCGAGAUGCUUCCAGCAAGAUCCAGGGCGAGUACACGCUGACCCUCAGGAAAGGCGGGAACAAUAAACUGAUCAAGGUCUUCCACCGAGAUGGGCACUACGGCUUCUCAGAGCCCCUCACCUUCUGCUCCGUCGUGGACCUCAUCAAUCACUACCGCCACGAGUCGCUGGCCCAGUACAACGCCAAGCUGGACACACGGCUCCUCUACCCUGUGUCCAAAUACCAGCAGGACCAGAUCGUCAAGGAGGACAGCGUGGAGGCGGUGGGCGCCCAGCUCAAGGUCUAUCACCAGCAGUACCAGGACAAGAGCCGCGAGUAUGACCAGCUCUAUGAAGAGUACACACGGACCUCCCAGGAGCUGCAGAUGAAGCGUACCGCGAUUGAGGCCUUCAAUGAGACUAUCAAGAUCUUUGAAGAGCAGGGCCAGACUCAAGAGAAGUGCAGCAAGGAAUACCUGGAGCGCUUCCGGCGUGAGGGCAACGAGAAAGAGAUGCAGAGGUGGCUCACCCAGAAAGGCGCCCGGCAGAAGAAAAUCAACGAGUGGCUGGGGAUCAAAAAUGAGACUGAGGACCAGUACGCGCUGAUGGAGGACGAGGACGAUCUCCCGCACCACGAGGAACGCACUUGGUACGUGGGCAAGAUCAACCGCACGCAGGCAGAGGAGAUGCUGAGUGGCAAGCGGGAUGGCACCUUCCUCAUCCGCGAGAGCAGCCAGCGGGGCUGCUACGCCUGCUCCGUGGUGUGAGUGGAC